Messenger RNA from Drosophila subpulchrella, 1990 nucleotides. Its product is annotated as mitochondrial carrier homolog 2. NCBI's taxonomy places the organism in Eukaryota, Metazoa, Arthropoda, Insecta, Diptera, Drosophilidae. The coding region runs from base 83 to 1267 and encodes 394 amino acids. The record is from RefSeq and is a predicted model, not a curated record. The transcript has a single exon.
AACAGAAUUCGGUUAGAUCUUUCGAUCGUUCGACUAAAUUCGAGUUUUUGAGAUAGAGCUGCAUUCAGGAAGGGACUCGAGAAUGGACCACAUGGAGUACAAUCGUGGCGAUUCGCAGGCGGGAGGAUUGGGAAUGGGUGGUGGCGAUGCGGACAACAGUGCCUUGAUGCGACGCACCACCGCACCACGUGGACGACCGGUGGUGCGUCACCGGCGAAGCGAAUCGCUGGUGGUGGAGCACAGCUCGCUGAUGACCUUCGAAUCUGGCCAGGAUGAGGGCGAUAGUCCGACUAGCAGUUGCCCGGAAUCGGAAGUGGAGAUAGGCGCCACAUCCUCCGCCUCCUCCACAUCGCCGGGCAAGCCACCAGAUCAUGGUCGACCCAAUCAAUUGGUACGCUUUUGCCUGCGCCUGGCCUACAAUUCCCUUUAUUAUCCCUACGAAAUGGCCAAGGUGCUCAUCCAACUGGGCCACGAACCCAUCCCGGGCAGGCCCUUCCACCUACCCCUGCUGCACCGGCGGCCACGCCUCUUCCUGCCCGGUGUCCACCAGUAUGUCUUGCACAUCCAGCGGAUGGAUGGCUAUCUGGGAUUGUAUCGUGGCCUUACCGCUCGCCUGGCCGCCAGCACAGUGGACUAUUUGCUGGGUGAUCUCGUGCUGGCCUUCCUGCACUUUCAUCCCUACAAACGGGCUCCCCGGGAGGAGCCGAGCCUCAAGGAGUUCUGGUGGAAUUUCGCCAGGGAUAGUCUGCGCCUGGCCACCGCAGUGCUGCUGACCCAACCCUUUUACGUGGUGAUGGUGCGCCAGAUAGCCCAGUUUGUUGGUAAGGAGCGCAUCUACGAGGGAAUCAUGGCCAGCCUGAUGACCCUUAUAAAGCAGGAGGGAUAUGCUGGACUCUUUGCUGGCAUCUUGCCACGUCUCCUAGGCGAAUGGAGCGUCCUGACCAUAACCAGUUUACUGACUCACCUGUGCCUUCGCCUCAUCCCGAUGAGCCGCAGCCAGCAGCAGUACAACUCGGUGAUUAUCCAGAUGGUGGCCAGCCUACUGGUGUAUCCCAUGGAGGUGACCUCCGCCUGCAUGGCCGGAACCGGAGCACCACUGGCCGCCUGUGAGCCACCAAGGAUGCCGCUCUACAACCACUGGGCCGACUGCCUCACCGAUCUCUACGCCCGCGGCGGUCACAAUCGGGGGGCCAUUCUCUUCUGGCGCACGGUGCCCAGGAUCCAGUUGCUCCGCAAUAAGGAUGGAUAUUUGGUGAGAUCGGGUUAGUAAUUAGCGGGAAGAAUUGAUAAGGAACCGCUGAAGAAUGGAGAGAAGCCCAGAGGUGAAGAGAUUGUACGUUUUGUGAGUUAUGGUGCCCAGUUUUUUUUGUGAGUUUUGGUGGCGAAGGGAAGAGAAUUGAUUUGAAGAAAAAUGGUGUGGGGAAUUGAGGGUGGAUGGUGAAGAUUCAUAAGAAAAUAUGAAGAUGAUAAGAGAAUAUUAAGGGAAUCUAGAAAACAUAUAGUAAAACCUUCUGAAAAUGAGAGUAGAAAGCGCAGAAUUGAUACUUCAAGGUGUUCCAUCAGAAAAUAUAAACUGAACAGACUUAAUUACAAAGAAAACAGAAUAAAGUAAAGACAACAUAUAGAAAAGAAAAUGUAGAGAGAAGAAACUGGAGAUUUACGAAACGAAAAGACUUAGAAAACAAGUUUAAAAAAGAAUUGUAAAGACAACAAACAGAAAUUGGAUAUUGAAGAUAAUGUAUAUUGAAGAAUAUGACAAGUGAAGACAACGAGCAAUAAUUCGAGGAGAAAAGAAAGUAAGGAAGAUGUGAAAAAGAUGGCUGCAGAUAAGUGAAGGUUGAGAGAAGAUAAGUGGAGAAUGGAGAGGCGGAGACUGGAAAAUGGAGAGCAGACCGAACAGCGGGCGAAUGUCGUUGAUCAUUAAUAAUGCAAUGUUCGAUGACGAAAAUUUUACGUUUUUAAGAUGUGAUUUGGAAUGCUGUACGUAAUA